Equus quagga is the source of this 2527-nucleotide messenger RNA. Its product is annotated as sphingosine 1-phosphate receptor 3-like. NCBI's taxonomy places the organism in Eukaryota, Metazoa, Chordata, Mammalia, Perissodactyla, Equidae. Gene Ontology annotation, molecular function: sphingosine-1-phosphate receptor activity. Bases 270 to 1406 code for a protein of 378 amino acids. Gene Ontology annotation, cellular component: membrane. Gene Ontology annotation, biological process: G protein-coupled receptor signaling pathway. The transcript has 2 exons. The record is from RefSeq and is a predicted model, not a curated record.
CCGGAGCCGAGCGCGGUGGCAGGACGAGCCGGAGCGAGACCUCCGGGCCCCAGGACUCUCCGGUGUUCCACCCGAACGGAGGCACGGGCGCGAGGAUGCCGGUGGCCCAAGCGCCCUUCCCAGACGGAGGAGCCUGUCCUCAGCACCCUCGCUGGGGUCUGCCGGGUCCUCACUGAAGCCUGAGCCGCAGUCUUUGUUUCCUGGGACAUGGGCGUGCCUAGGGCGCCCUCUGCUGGGUUCUGGAGCUAACCCACCGUGAGUUCCAAGUGAUGGCGACGGUCCCGCCUCCGCACCCCGGACCCACCCCCUGGAACGAGGUCCUGCGCACACACUACAACUACGUGGGCAAGCUGGAGGGCAGGCUGAGGGACGCGCCCGAGGGCGGCACCCUCACCACCGUGCUGUUCUUAAUCGUCUGCAGCUUCAUCGUCCUGGAGAACCUGAUGGUCUUCAUUGCCAUCUGGAAAAACAAUAAAUUUCACAACCGCAUGUACUUUUUCAUCGGCAACCUGGCCCUCUGCGACCUGCUGGCCGGCGUCGCUUACACAGUCAACAUUCUGAUGUCAGGCAAGAAGACGCUGAGCCUGUCUCUGACGGUCUGGUUCCUACGGGAAGGCAGCAUGUUUGUGGCCCUCGGGGCGUCCACCUGUAGCUUGCUGGCCAUCGCUAUCGAGCGGCACCUGACCAUGAUCAAAAUGAGGCCGUACGACGCCAACAAGAAAUACCGAGUCUUCCUCCUGAUCGGGAUGUGCUGGCUCAUCGCGUUCUCGCUGGGCGCCUUACCCAUCCUGGGCUGGAACUGCCUUCGCAACCUCCCCGAAUGCUCCACCAUCCUGCCCCUCUAUUCCAAGAGGUACAUCGCGUUCUGCAUCAGCGUCUUCAUGGCCAUCCUGGUGACCAUCGUGAUCCUGUACGCACGCAUCUACUUCCUGGUGAAGUCCAGCAGCCGCAGGGUGGCCAGCCCCCACAACUCGGAGCGGUCCAUGGCCCUGCUGCGGACUGUGGUGAUCGUGGUGAGCGUAUUCAUCGCCUGCUGGUCCCCGCUGUUCAUCCUCUUCCUCAUCGAUGUAGCCUGCAAGGUGAAGGAGUGCGCUGUGCUGUUCAAGGCCCAGUGGUUCAUUGCGCUGGCGGUGCUCAACUCGGCCAUGAACCCUGUCAUCUACACGCUGGCCAGCAAGGAGAUGCGCCGAGCCUUCUUCCGGCUGGUCUGCACCUGCCUGGUCCGGGGCCGGGGCACCAGCUCCUCGCCCGUCCAGCCCGCUCUCGAUCCCAGCAGGAGCAAAUCCAGUGGCAGCAACAACAGCAGCCCGUCCUCCAAGAGCAAGGAAGACCCUCCCCAACUGGCUGCCCCGCCCUGCAUAACCGACAAAAAUAAAACCCUGCCGAAUGGGAUCCUCUGCAAGUGAGGGCGCUGGCCUCGAGGAACGGGGACCCUGCCACGGCCACGGGAGGAGUGGCCCCCUGCCCUGCGGCUGCCAUCUUAUUUAUUGCACACCUCACCCGUGGCGGCUCAGGAAAUCUCUUUUGCCAACAGCCUGCCUGGUGUGGACGUCUCUUAAGGAGGGGACCCAAGGAACUGCCGAGUCAUUUCAGUGUAGACAGCAUGCAUGUUUCGACUUGUUCCAGAGUCUUCCGAAUGUAGCGAGCUGCUGUCGUCGUGGUUGCCUUCCCCGGAAUCCCACCGGCUGCCCUCUGUUGCUCCCAGAGAGGGGAGGUCGUGGGCACACAGUGUACAAUGUUUCCCAGAACAGCAGGGUGAUGUUUAGUGACUUUACACGACACGGACUGUGCACAGAAGGGCUGCUGUGCAUUAUCAUGCCUGUGCUCGCAGCACUUGUGUUUCAAAGGUCUGCCGUCGGUGCACAUAUAAGCUGUGCAGGCGGCACAGUCAUGUAACAGAUGGUGCAGCUGUGUUCCGCCUGGACCACCAGGCGCACAGAGACGGCUGGGAGCUGAGUGGACAUGCCGUCCCAGUCUCCUCAGAUGGACAUGAAGUCCCAGGUUAGGCAUGCUUUGAACACCCAAAUUCCCAAAAAGGCCUUGUCCAGGGCUAGCCCCGGAUGUGUGGGAAUCACCGAAAACAGUCCUGAGACGUGCCUGCCCCUGAGCAAGUCAGUGUCUGAAGGACCCUGGGGAGAACCAGUGAGGUCUGUGGGUGCGGGUCUCCUGAGGGGCCCCCGCUCCUCUCCCACCUUGUGUCCCUGUGCAGUUUUAAGCACAUCUAAAAGCCAAAUUAGCCAAAUUAUGUGAUUGUUUAGGGGUUUCUCCAAAUCACAGAAAAGCCUCCCAAGGUCUUCCGGGAGCUGCGCCCGAGACCAACGGAGAACCUGCCCAGGAGAGCAGAGGACGACCCGGCCGGUGCGUCUUUCCGUGUCACGGAAGCAGUGGUCCGUGUAAUGGAAGGUCUCUGUUGAAUUAGGAGAAUUUCCCGGCCAGCACUUUGAUCCUGCGUUGAGUUUGAUUCCGUAUCAGAAAAGCAGCACGUCUAUAAGCCCCGUGUUGUCACAGCCGACGAGCUGGGCCGUCA